Messenger RNA from Capra hircus (goat), 1774 nucleotides. It is a transcript of the gene MRPL54, whose product is annotated as mitochondrial ribosomal protein L54. Bases 36 to 452 code for a protein of 138 amino acids. The record is from RefSeq and is a predicted model, not a curated record. Lineage: Eukaryota; Metazoa; Chordata; Mammalia; Artiodactyla; Bovidae. Gene Ontology annotation, cellular component: mitochondrial large ribosomal subunit. The transcript has 3 exons. Gene Ontology annotation, molecular function: structural constituent of ribosome.
CGGAAACGUGCACGUGCACGUUGCCAGCAUACGUCAUGGCGGCUAGACGCCUCAUCGGUGCUACCCGGAGCUGGGCCGGCUGGCGGGCCUGGGAGCUUCCGGACCCCGCGGGUUUUGUAAGACUACAUGUACGCGAUUAUGCCAAGAGACCGGUUUUUAAGGGGGGCAAAGGCGGCAAAGGUGCUGCGGUGGGAGAGACCCUGAAGGACCCCGAGGUGUGUACAGACCCAGUCCAGCUCACCACGCACGCCAUGGGUGUCAACAUCUACAAGGAGGGCCAGGAUGUGGUCCUGAAGCCGGAUUCUGAGUACCCUGAGUGGCUGUUCCAGAUGAACGUGGGCCCCCCCAAGAAGCUGGAGGAGCUGGACCCGGAGACCCGGGAGUACUGGCGGCUGCUCCGGAAACACAACAUCUGGCGCCACAACCGGCUGAGCAAGAACCAGAAGUUCUAGUGGGGGAGGGCCAGAGCUCUCUAAAAGGACCCUGACCCUCCAAGGACCUGGAGGAGACAGGACAGACGGGGGCUGACGGGGAGUUGGUACCUCCCCCAGCCUGCCCCCAGGACUUUUUAUAUUCUGGAGAAACAGACGUCUCUGAGAACGAAGAGAAUUGCCCCCACAGUGAGACUGAAUCAGGGGCCUGGGGGCCAAUAAAGCCUUCUGGGGGCAGUUGUCAGCAGGUCCCGGAAGCCGCUGAGUGUCCUGUGAUAUUGGGGUCAGGAGGGACUUGGGACAGGCAUUGGAGAGGUGGGCACCUCAGACCCAGUGGUUCCAUGGCCCAGCCUCCACCCUCAGUGAUUGCUGGGCACCUGCAGGUCCAUGUUCACCUCCCAGCCUCGUUGAGCUUCUCACCCUGAUUCCUGGAAUUCCUAGCAUUGCCCAAGAGGCCCCAACCUCUGUCCUCGAGGGGCAGAUUUUUUGAGCCAAGCUUCCCUGGAUUGCAGUGGACUUGGACUUAUACCCGAGGCACAUCAUCCAGAGCAGAAGAGAGUCUUCGUGAGCUUCAGGAAUGGAAAUGUCCAGGGCUAGGCAUGGCUGGAUCCAGGUGCUUCAGUAUUCAGCUAUGAGGUGCUCUCCAUCUCUGGGUCCUUUAAACUCCAGUGGGUAGGUCCUUUUAUCCCUUGGGUAGGGGUGGCUCCAGAACUUCUGACUGACAUCCCAUACCCAGUUCAGCAAACCCAGCUAGAGGGAAGGGACUUCUUUUUCCUUUCUGCCAGGGUCACAGGGGUUAUCUUUGUUGGCCAGCCUACCCACCAUCCUGUCCACCCCCACUGGUCCCCACCAGCUUAGAGGAGGCUGAAGGACACACACGGUGCCAGGGCCCACUCCCAGUGGUACAGCCAUGCCCUCUGGCAUACACUGCUUAGGGGGCUGGACCAGGGCUCUCUCACCCUCCAAUCUCCUCCGGAGCUGGGCGGGUGAGGCGGGACAGGAUCUCUGAGGCUAAUUCUGUCUGGUCCCAGGGAAACAGCCUUCAUCCUCUUAGGAGGACUCUGCCAAGCGGAUUACCGCUCACCUGCCCUCCUGCAGCCCGUGCUGGGCGGGCGCAUCAUCCCAACCCUCCUGCGCGGGUCCCCACAGCUCUCAGAGUGAAAACUGAAGUUGUAAUGGCCACAGGCUUCCUGGCUGCUCCUCCAACUCUGCAGUCGUGGUGCCCCCCGGGCCCUCUGCCCGGGUCUCUCCCCGGCCCCACCGCGUCCUCAGGGCUCCCUCUUUACCUCCAGACCUUGACUCUGAUGGUGCCGACCACCCUAUUAAACUGCAGCUCUGCCACA